CGUCGCCAGUGUCGCCCUCUUCCCGCCUCUGAUUUUCCGCCUCUGGCCAUGUACACUAAUAAAUCCAGGCCGUGAACGGGUGCCGGGAGCCGGGAUCUAUGACACUGUGUACACCUCUACACCAGUACACCUAGCGAGGUACCCAGGUCCUAGGGCGGCUACAACCAACGUUGACGGUGUGCGACCGUGACCCGGACGCAGCAGGUGGAAAGGCCGAGCUCCAAUAAACACGCAGCAGCAAGGAGCAAUUAAACCCGGCACUCGUCCUGCGUGCCUUCCCGUUUUGGGCUUCUUUCGAAAAACCGGGGGUGCCGUCCCGUCCCAGAAUCGUUUCAUUUCAGGUUCUCGUCGACACCGACCGCCGCGGCCUUCCAUUGCACUUAAUACCCGCCUCUCCCUUCUUAUCUCUCCUCCCUCUCGUCUCUUCGUAAUUUUUCCGUCUGCUUGUUCUGCGAACGCCACAUAUUCCCCGCCUUCACCAUUCUCUCAGAUUUUAAUAACUAAUCCAAACAAUAUCACGUCCGGGUUUUCCGACAUCGAUACAUAAUAGUCUCUACUUCACACCACCACCACCACAACAACAAACCUCAACUCAUCACACACUCACCUCCCAUCGCCAGUCACCAUGCGUCAGAACAUCAUCUUCGUCGCGCUCUCCGCGCUCACCGCUGCCGUCGCCGCCCAGUCGUCCAACAGCAACCUCACCGUCCCCGUCGACUCUGUUAACCCGACCUUGAGGAACCAGUGGUGUGUUGCCCAGUACAACACCUGCAAGAUUCUUUGCGGCAUGUCUGUCUCGAAGAACGACUGCGACCCGACGACGCUGGAAUGGAGCUGCACUUGCAGUUCUGGCGUUUCCCCAGCUGUUGAGGAAUACGAACAGACUGUACCUUUUCUCAUGUGUGAAUUCGCCUUCGACACCUGCAUCGCCAACCACCCAAACGAUUCCCAGGGUCAGGAUAAGUGCGAGACGGACAUCAGAGACAAGUGCGCUACCAAGCCGCCUGCCGCGAUCAAGGUAUCCUCGUCUAGCGCCGCUGCCACCACUUCCGCUGCCAAGCCCACCCAGACCAAGGACACUGCCGUUGAGACUUCCGCUGCCCCCGCUUCCUCGACCUCUGAAAGCUUUGCUGCUCCCACCAACGCUGCUGCCUUCCUCGGCAACGGUGUUGCUGCUGCCGCUGCUGGUGUCUUCGCCGCUGCCCUUCUCUAAGCAGUGCACCUCAUGAAGGAAUGACGGACGUUUGAUACCUCGAUGCUUCUCAAAAGUUUACUUUUUAGUUUGCUUUGGAUGCGGCGGCGUUGAAGGUUGAAUUCAGUUCUUUGUAUCUACCCAAAAAGGACCCUCUCGGAAGGCUUGUAAUCAGGCAUGUAUCGCGGCGGCAGUAUCCACCUUGACACGAGGCAAUAAGCUGAAAGGAAGCAUUAAUACGUACGCAGAGCGCCUAACGAGAGGAGGUCAGGUGUGAUUAACAGAGCAGGAAUGGGCGAUUUAACGCAUAUCUUGGGUGGCAGGAAAGUACAUGAGGGGUCUUGUACGUGCGUGGUUUGGUGCCCGUUUGGUUUGAGGAUGAGAGACAGUCAAAUACCCUUUAUCUUAAUUCAUAGUUGUGACCCUCUAUCCAUUCUUUGAACCUCAUUGUGAGUGUCGUGCCUUUCAAUUCGAGAGAAAGGGAUAUAAAUAAGCUGGUCAGUUGUCCUUGAUGGGCUUUGUCGGCAACUGGUUGUCUAAUAAGCCCUUUGUCUGCAUUGAGUUUUCGCUGAUAGAAUUCUGGACAGAAUCGUACUCAGCGAGAUGGGUGGUUGCUUUGAAACAAUGCGAUUGUGAAAAUAGAAUUGCUAUUUCCUGGCCCG
Messenger RNA from Neurospora crassa OR74A, 1854 nucleotides. RefSeq names its product anchored cell wall protein 11 (gene acw-11). The transcript has 4 exons. NCBI's taxonomy places the organism in Eukaryota, Fungi, Ascomycota, Sordariomycetes, Sordariales, Sordariaceae. The coding region runs from base 626 to 1213 and encodes 195 amino acids. The record is from RefSeq and is a predicted model, not a curated record.